This is a messenger RNA of Lottia gigantea (owl limpet), 2926 nucleotides long. RefSeq lists its product as hypothetical. The record is from RefSeq and is a predicted model, not a curated record. The coding region runs from base 140 to 2482 and encodes 780 amino acids. Lineage: Eukaryota; Metazoa; Mollusca; Gastropoda; Lottiidae. The transcript has 10 exons.
UAUCAAUAUGGCGACUUCCUGUUGUUUUGAUCUUGAUUUCAACGGAUUUUAUUAAAACAGAAUUAAAGUUUUUUUUACAUACCACAGUGAAGAAAAACACACAGAUAUUGAAUUGCCAAGGUUGUGACGAUUAUGUGGAAUGAAGAUCCAUGAGUUGCCAUGCUUACUGUCGAUGUUACUCCUUGUUUUUGUGGGCCAGGUACAUCAUAUGAAAGUGGUAGUAUGUCCCAGAGAAUGCUCUAGAGAUGAAGAAACUUUAACAUGUAAUGGUAUCACAAACGAUGCUCUGCCUAAUCUGUAUAAAUGUGUCAAUGUAUUCCCAGAUAUACAAGUAAUUGAUAUAAGAAGCUCUAUCACUUGUGAUUGCAGUUUACUAUAUUUAACAAAUCAUCAUGUUAAUCCUAAUUUACUGGUCUUUGCUCCUGUCACCUGUCCACAGGAUACAGUUGCUGCUUGUGGUUUUGAUCAUUCCAAAAAGAAAUCAGAUAUGGUGGAAAUAGCAGGAAAGAUGUUCGAAAUUCAGGACGAGGAUUUACCCAAUAAAGUAGAUAAACACGUAGAGGAUCUUGUCAAGAAACUGGGUCAGGUUCUAAACUCAAAGAAACGACUUCAGUACAUUCAUGCAAUUUUUUUGAGUACAAAGGAAGCGAUUGGGAAAUUAACACAUUUGCAGGACAGUUUAUCACAAGUGUCUACGAGUAGCAGUCCAGCCACCACAAGCACACCAACUUCAACCCAAGGAGUUCAGAUCCCUCGAUACCCAUCUAACUCAAAUCCAUUCUUCAGUAUAUACAAAAAACCACAUUUGUUGUCCAGCAAGACUGUAGGCUACGUCCAACAGCCUCACAACCAUCAGGAAGCAUAUCCAUUCCAAGUUCAUGUAUUCCAUCAUGGUCCAGCCAAUGAUGACAAAGUUCAAUUAAAGCUGCCCUUUAACCAACCAACACAAACAACUACCCUACAAAAUCCGACUCCCACAGCCCGGUCUUGGUCAUACGAUCGUUCUUAUGUUCAUCAGCCUCAUCACCGAACUGAUGUUGUUCCAAUUCAAGUAAAUAUACCAUAUCAUACGAGUAGUGAUACAGAAUCCAUAGGGAACCCAGAGUCAACUACACAUAGAACAACUUCGACCGUACAGUCAACAACAGGCACAUCACAUUCAGUAUUAACUAGAAAAAGGCCACAUAUUGCUCCGCAUCGACCUCCAUUUGGAGCUCCUAGCGGACCUUUUAUGCCGUACUACGGGAAGCGCCUUCUACCAGGGUAUAGGCGGCCAAAUGGGCAUCAUAAACGUAUACUUGCAUCAGAGGAAGCGAGCUGGUACAAGAAUCCCUAUUACUAUAAUCCAGAAGGUCUUUGGAAUUUAGCCAGAACGUCAACAGCAGCAACAACCACUGAGUCUUUAGCUGAAGAAAUUCGUGAAAAUGACACUAGGAUGAAACUGAUUAUAUUUGGUUCUAUCAUAGCCUUUAUAGUUCUGGUUAUAACGAUUAUACUUGUUAUUAUUAACGGUGGUAAAGGUACAGAUAAUAGUAAACAUCAGCAUGGCGAUCUCGACUUGGAAAGUUUUAAGCAGACUAUAACACUUUGGAAAAAAUUGAAAGGAAAGAUGCAAGUAGACUAUCGCCGACGGGAAACAACCGGAAAGCAUACUACUCCAAGUAGAAAGACAUCUAGAGCUCUCAAAGAGACAGAGAUUAUCAAGCAAUCUCUUCAAAACAUGCCACAAACUAAUCUAUUACAAACGGCCGGUAAUGAUGCCGCAGCAGUAUCUGGUUUAACUACAGCAAUCACACAACAACCUGCUUUACAACAUACUACACCCAAAUCAGAAAGGCAGAUAGAUAAACUCCAUAAAAUGAAGCCCACGCGUCCAAUAGGUCCAGAUGGAUUUCAAACCAGGCUGAUCUAUCGAGAUCACAAUCAUCAUACUCGCAAUCUUGCUACUGUAGCUCUCGCCGUAAUGGACAAAUCCAAAUCUAAAAAUGCUCAGCAAAUACAGCCCUCAAGUUCUUCCGAUUCAAGCUCGAGUUCCACAAAAAACCCUGAAGUGACUGAUUCACAAUUACCUACUAGUAAAAAAUCAGAACCUGGACAACAAGUGAAUAAUACUGAUAAAGAAGAACAGAGGAAUGUUGCUCCUGAAUCCUCUGAGGAAGGCUUGUUUGCGAGCAAUUUAAUGAAAAAAGAUGUUGAACCAACAAAACCCCCAGUCGACCAGCCAUUGAAAUCAAAAAUUUUUGUUGAUAAAACUUUUGGCACCCCUACUUCAACUGAUGGCCAAUCAGAUAAUUUCGGUGCCAGAAAAGCUGUCAAGACAUUUCAACCAAAAUCACAAGAAUUGGGUCGCGGAGGAAGACUAAUGGGCGUGGGAGACAAUAAGUAUUUUGAAGUCACAUGUACUUUCAUGGACUUCCAAGAGCGUGAAAGAUCAAGAGCAGUAAGAAAAAAGAAAUUGGCACGUGCUCAAUUCCUGGCUUAAAGUUUCACUGCUACUGUUUAAGGGAGAUGAAGAAGAAACUUAUUCAUCAACGCCGUAAAUCUACUGGGGGUGGAUUCUCUGAUGAUGACAAUUGAACAUAACUUUUCAAAUAUGUCCAAUGGAUGAAAAGACUGUUUAAAACGUGCCUUUUAAUGGCUAAUCCAAAGUUAGAGAUAGGCCUACAUUUUGCAUCCCAGUGAUCAUUAUAAAUAAGGAGGUUGGGUGAUAUGGUCUUUGUAUAGAUUUUUGAUAAAAAUUAAUUGGACUGGUCAGUUUUUUCAUUGAUUAUCCUUCAGAUAUGAAUCUUAUGUAAUUGUAUUUGGUUUAAUAAUAGUAAGAUUUCAGAUGUGGAUACUGGCAAUUUGAUUUGAUUUGAAAUUUACAUGUCUUAAGUCUUACUUAUCAAUUGUAUAUAUUAGUUUCCAUUAAAUUGUUUCAUACUAA